Molecule: messenger RNA, 1151 nt
Organism: Colossoma macropomum (tambaqui)
Lineage: Eukaryota; Metazoa; Chordata; Actinopteri; Characiformes; Serrasalmidae
Gene: clic3
Product: chloride intracellular channel 3
Exons: 6
Coding region: 78-797 (239 amino acids)
Source: RefSeq, a predicted model, not a curated record
GUAAACAUCGCCCCUGGGUUGGCUAGUGAAGGAGAUUGAGGUUUGACAGCUGAAAGACUACAGAGGACGAGAGAGAGAUGGCAGAAGCACCAAAGAUGGAGCUCUUCAUUAAGGCAAGUGAUGAUGGUGAAGGGGUCGGCAACUGUCCAUUCUGUCAGCGGCUUUUUAUGAUUCUCUGGCUGAAGGGAGGUAAUUUCACCCUCACUACUGUGGAUAUGAAGAGAGCUCCAGAGGUCCUGAAGGACUUGGCUCCAGGCUCUCAGCCCCCUUUUCUCAUCUAUAACGGAGAUGUGCACACUGACACUAACAAGAUAGAGGAGUUUCUGGAGGAGACCUUAGCACCCCCACAAUAUCCCAAGCUGUGCUGUCGCUAUAAGGAGUCUAACCGUGCUGGUGACGACAUUUUCCACAAGUUCUCUGCUUACAUCAAAAACCCAAAUCCUGGACUCAAUGACAUGCUGGAAAAGAAAUUUCUGAAGAGUCUGAUGAAGUUGGAUCAGUACUUGCUCACCCCACUUCCAUACGAGCUGGACCAGAACCCUGAUGCAUCCCAGUCAACCAGACAAUAUCUAGACGGGGACUCCUUCACUCUCGCCGACUGCAACCUUCUCCCCAAGCUACAUAUUGUCAAGGUUGUAUGUAAGAAAUAUCGUGACUUUGCGAUCCCAGAAGCACUCAAAGGUCUGACCAAGUACCUGGAGAAAGCCUACCAGCGGGACGAGUUCCGCUGCACAUGCCCCAACGACUCUGAGAUCCUCCUGGCCUACCAGUCAGUGGCCAAAUACCUCAACAAGUAGAACUAGAUUGAGCACAGGAGGAGAUGGGUAGGGUUUGGGAAGGGAAUGGUUCUGAGAAAGCUCGAAGGCAAAAUUAAUGUAUACAUAAUAACAUGGGUAGCAUAUCAUCUGGGUUGUGAGGGUGGAGGCUGUUUUUCUACAGAAUUACACUAUGUGCAUUGUGAAUAUUAUUUUCUUGUUUUGAUUUGUACCAUUGUUCCAAUACUUUGUCCCUUUAUGUUAUGUUAUAUAUUACUUUUGACCCACAUGUACAUUGUCUUUGUGGAAUCAAACAUUUGUACAAUUUACAGAGUGAAAUUAUGUUUUCAUUGUGACAUUUUACAGUGUGUGAAAUAAAACUGCAUGACUUUGAAA